Microtus oregoni (creeping vole) is the source of this 1050-nucleotide messenger RNA. Its product is annotated as sialic acid-binding Ig-like lectin 12. The transcript is spliced from 5 exons. Gene Ontology annotation, cellular component: plasma membrane. The coding region runs from base 1 to 1050 and encodes 349 amino acids. Gene Ontology annotation, biological process: cell adhesion. Lineage: Eukaryota; Metazoa; Chordata; Mammalia; Rodentia; Cricetidae. The record is from RefSeq and is a predicted model, not a curated record. Gene Ontology annotation, molecular function: sialic acid binding.
AUGCUGCUGCUGUUGCUGCUGCUGCUCUGGGGGAUGAAGGAGGUAGAGGGUGGGCCUAAGGCCCCAAAGGGUUACAGCCUGGAUGUGGAAAAGACCGUGGUGGUGCAAGAGGGCCUGUGUAUCCAGGUACCCUGUAAGUUCACCUACCGCAAAGAGGAAUGGACUGACUCAGACCCAGUUCAUGGAUACUGGUUUCUGGAGGGAGCCAGUACAGAUCAGGAUCCUCCAGUGGCCACAAAUAACCCAGGGCGGCCAGCACUGAAUACGACCCAGGACCGAUUCUUCCUGUUCGGAGAACCACGGAAGAACAGCUGUUCCCUGUACAUCAGAGAGACCAGCAAGGACGACGCGAGGUCAUACUUCUUUCGCCUGGAGAGAGGAAAAGCGAGGUUUAAUUAUAAGCAGAACAUGAUGACUCUGCAAGUGACAGACCUCACUAACACCCCUGACAUCUUUAUCCCGGAGACCCUGGAGGCUGGCCGUCCCAGCCAACUGACCUGCUCUGCGCCUUGGGCCUGUGGGUCCCCCGCCUUCUCCUGGACCGGUUCCUCUGUGUCACUCUUGAGCACCAACACCACUGGUUCCUCAGUUCUGACUGUCACCCCUCAGCCCCAGGACCUUGGCACCAACCUCACUUGUCAGGUGACCCUGCCUGGAGCUGGUGUGACCACAAGAACGACCAUCCGUCUCAACGUGUCAUAUGCUCCAAGGAAUCUAACCCUGAUAGUCUACAAAGGAGUUGGUUCAGCACCCACAGCCCUGAGGAACGGCUCCACACUGACUUUGCUGGAAGGACAGACCCUUCAUAUAGCCUGUACUGUUGACAGUAACCCUCCUGCCAGGCUGAACUGGGUCCAUGAAAACAUCAUUCUGAGUCCCAUACAGCCCUCGACUCCUGGGUUGUUAGAACUGUCCCCAGAGCACCUGAGAUAUGAAGGGAAAUUCACCUGCACCGCACAGAACGUUCUCGGAUAUCAGCACACGUCUCUGUUUUUAAAGCGUGAGUGUCAAGGGACUGCUAAUGUGACCCCUGCCUUCAGGAGGAGAUGA